Messenger RNA from Micropterus dolomieu (smallmouth bass), 5401 nucleotides. RefSeq names its product neurabin-2-like. Bases 200 to 2881 code for a protein of 893 amino acids. NCBI's taxonomy places the organism in Eukaryota, Metazoa, Chordata, Actinopteri, Centrarchiformes, Centrarchidae. The transcript has 14 exons. Gene Ontology annotation, molecular function: actin filament binding. Gene Ontology annotation, biological process: calcium-mediated signaling; actin filament organization; neuron projection development. The record is from RefSeq and is a predicted model, not a curated record. Gene Ontology annotation, cellular component: dendrite; cytoplasm; postsynaptic density.
CUGGCGCUCAGUCUGUUCGCUCGCAGGAGGAAUCAGCAGCAGCAGGACAAUGGACUGUCUCCGCCACGGAUCCUAACGGGCACCGGGCUGUCUCCGACACACUGGAAUAUAAGGAGGUGAAUGUCAAACAGCUCCAGGAUGCUGCUGCCCUUAUCUCUGCUAACCUGCUGUUCACCAGGAGGCAUCUGAUUUACCAAACAUGAUGAAGACUGAGCCCCCAUCGGCCACGGGGGGCAACGGGACCUCCGGUGGCAGCAGUGGGGGAAGCGGGAGCUCGAACCUACGGAGUCCAUCGCCCCACCGCAACGCCUAUGAGGCCGGGCUAGCUGCGCUCAAGAAGGCCACCGACCACCUCAAUAAUGCAGCCAACGGAGCCUCUGGCCCCCCCUCAAAGCCCGCUCCUCUGCCACGCCCAACUGGGAGGGGCCGGAAAUAUGGAUCGAAUGUUCACAGAAUCAAGAACAUGUUCAUGCAGAUGCAGUCUCCUGGAGAUGAGGAGGAUGGAGCCAAAAUGAUUGCUUUCCUGUCAUUGUCAGGUAAAGAGCAGGCAGUGAAACUGUCCCUGCCGAGGGCAUCCAGCCUCAACGAGAACGUCGACCACAGCGCCCUGCUCAAACUUGGGGCCACAGUCUCAGAGAGGGUCAACCGCUUUGACUCUAAGCCAAGCGCGGAGGGUGGAGGCUCCUCUGUGGGCUUCUCUAAGCUCCAGGAGACCAGGAGGAUUUUUGAACAGCGGACUCUACAGGAGAAGCAAGCUGCCACCAACCGGAUCUUGCUGAAGAAGGAGCGGGCGUCAGGCUUCCAGGACAGCCGUCUAGAUGUUGUGGCUCGCUUUAACGGCUCCACCGAGGCUUUGGACCGGCUGGACGACCCCCCUGUUUCCGCUCCCACUCCCGCUACUAUUCCCGCUGUCGCAGCUUCAGUGGGGCCCGGUGACGCCGUCAGCCCAACAGUGAGCCAGCUCAGUGCCGCGUUCGAGAAGGGCGAACUGCAAAACAAUCUCUACCUCCCCCAGCGUCGGUCAGGACCUGCCCUAGCACCAAAGCCCAAACCCCCAGCCAGAGCGGAGCCUACCGGAAAGGCGAAGAUGUUACCUACAGAUAAGGAGGACUGCAAGGAGGUGCCAGCUGGAGCUGUGAGCACCCAGGCAGCAGAGCUAGCAGAAGCGACAGAUAGGAGCAUAGAAGGAGUGAUGGCCAGCGAGGAGAAGGAAGGGUUCGGACAGUCAGGAGACCAGCUCUCCAACUCAUCCUACUCCUCAUCGUCCUCAGUGGCUGUCACUUCUUCCUCUUCCUCUUCCUCUUCGGAGGUCAAACCGGAGUUGGAGGCCCAGGCCACAGCGACUGAAGCCAGGGGCUCAAGCACAGUGGCUGCCUCAGAGCGGGAGCCACAGGUGGAUGAGCAGGACUGCUCCACCGGGGGGUCUGAGGCCGGAGCCAGGCUGGUGCAGGCCGAGGUUCAUGCCUCGCUGGAAAAUGGAGAAAAACAGCCUUCAAGUUCCUCCCCCUCCUCAGAGGACAAAGGAGCAGACUCUGAGAGGAGGAGGAGCAAGGAAGAGGAGGAGGAGGAGAACGACGAGGAUGGCUCAAGGAAGGACGAUUACUCAGAGGGGGAUCUGGUAGAUAUCAGUGCGUACAGCGGGCUUGGGGAGGAGGACUCUGGGGGCAGCCAGCUAGACGAUGAGGAGGAUGAGGAAGAUGAGGAGGUGUAUCAGCCGGAGACCAGCUGCUCCGAGAUCCCGGGCCUCCCUGAGGAAGAAGAGCCCCCGCCCUCCAAUAGGAAAAUUCGAUUUAGCAGUGGGCCAAUCAAGGUUUUCACCACCUACUCUAACGAAGACUACGAUCGGCGUAAUGAUGACGUUGACCCCAUGGCAGCCUCAGCCGAGUACGAGCUGGAGAAAAGAGUCGAGAAGCUGGACCUAUUUCCUGUGGAGCUGGAGAAAGACAGUGAUGGUUUGGGUAUCAGUAUCAUAGGUAUGGGUGCAGGAGCUGAUAUGGGUCUGGAGAAACUGGGGAUCUUUGUUAAGACGGUCACCGAGGGCGGAGCUGCGCAGCGAGACGGCAGGAUCCAGGUAAAUGAUCUGAUAGUGGAGGUCGAUGGGACCAGCCUGGUCGGCGUCACUCAGAGCCUUGCUGCCUCUGUUCUGCGCAACACCACUGGCACCGUCAGGUUUGUGAUUGGUCGGGAGAAGCCGGGGGAGCAGAGUGAAGUGGCUCAGCUGAUCCAGCAGACCCUGGAACAGGAGAGAUGGCAGCGAGAGAUGAUGGAGCAGAGAUACAAACAGUACAUGGAAGAAGAUGAAGAGACAGGUGAAUAUGCAACAGACGAGGAGGAGGAGAUGAGUCCAGUCUUUCCAAACUCCAUUGAGGUUUUCGACCUGGCCGAGAACCAGGACAUGUCCCCCAUAGAGCUCGACCCGGAGAAGCUGGCCCACAAAUUCAAGGAGCUCCAGAUUAAACAUGCAGUUACCCAGGCGGAGAUCCAGCUGCUGAAGAGGAAGCUGGCUCAUGCGGAGCAGGAUAAGUUGCGUUGGCGGAUGGAGCGCGCACAGUUGGAGCAAAACAUCCGGGACAGUAAAGAGAGGAUGGAGAAACUGGAGGGCUACUGGAUGGAGGCACAGUCCCUGUGUAAGGCAGUGGAUGAACACCUGAAGGAAACCCAGGCCCAGUACCAAACCCUAGAGAGGAAAUACAGCAAAGCCAAGAGACUUAUUAAAGAGUACCAGCAGAAGGAGAUCGAGUACCUGAAGAAGGAGACGGCUCAGCGUCGAGCACAGGAAGAGAGUGAUGCAACACACAAAGAAGAGGCGGACAACCUGCAGGAGAAGAUUACAGACCUGGAGACCAAAGUGGAUGCCCUGAAGACCCCCAAACCAUCCUAGACUGCUGCUACUUCCUACCUCCUGUCUGUGACUGGAAGAGGAGGAGCCUUCAUUCUGACCCGGGCUGUAUUUUAAUCCAAUCAACCAUUUACUGCACGGACAGGUAGUGGGGGGAAAAAAGAUUAACAAGGAUGAGAGGACGAGGAGGGCAACAUACAAAGAGGACAAAAGCAACUUCUCAUCUGACAUCUUGCGGCGGCUUAGAGCUCUGUCAGUCACUAACCACUCCCAGAAUGCUCCUUCUAUAAUACCCAGAAUCCUCCUUGUGUGUCUUCCUGGCGACCGGCUUGGUAAUCAACAUGGAAACCCCAUUCAACGACCUGUACUUUAUUUAUGGAUGAUCUGUUUUGGUUCCUCCUCUCUUCAGUAACAGUGUGUUACCCAGAUUCUGUUAUUGAUUCAGAUUUAUUUUAAAAAAGCGCUUUUAUUAAACAGGCUUGUCACGAAGUGCUUUAUAGAGUGGCAGAGGGCAUAAAUGCAGAAUAAAACAGAACAAAGACGAAAGGACCGAGGUCAUUUGAUUGUUGUUAAUCUGCUUUUGAACUAGGUGGUUGCUAAACCAUUCCUUUUUUUUUUGUUUGGGACUGGACUGGAUUGUGAUGAAGAGGUCACACGUGUUUUCUGUGGCGUGGCAGUGAUCACCUCAUUUUUCACCUCAAGACUCGACACAAAUUUUGAAGCGGAACCUUGGUAGUAACACGCAACAAAGACUAACUUUGAAAAGGCCACUUGCUGACAGUUAAGUAAUAAAAUGAUGUUAGACAAAUUUCUGAUCAGCGACAUAAACUGUGAAAUAACAGAACGCCCCUCCCCCCAGCCUUUUCUAGCCUAACUCUCUGCAAGCGAUGGAAGGAAUCGGGCAGAAGCCUGCAUUUCAGACCUGAGCUGUGGUGGCAUACUGUUUGUAUAUAUUCUACACAUGUAUUUAAAAGUGUUUAAAUGGCUUAAGCAAUUAAGUGGGUCUGAUAUCCAAGAGUAGGACAGUGCAAGGAGUGAAUGACGUUGUCUUGCUGUGGAGGGCGAAAUGGUUCUGUAGUCCGGAUUCAGUCUGUUUCAUCUCUUUUCUAUCAACAUCAAUGGCAAACAGGGUGUGAAUAGUCUAAUAUGUGCUUUAGUCUAAUGGUGUAUGUUGGUGUUUAAUACAGUAUCUGUGGGUUUACAUGCACACCAACAUCCUGUUCUUCAGGAUAGUCAUGUGCUACAUUCCUGAGUUGGUGCAGGGUUUUCAGAAAUCUACUCUUAUCCAGGGUCACAAAAAAACGGAAUAUGCUAAUUUGAACAUACUUCUGUUCUGAGGCUAUUUUGUGUACAGCUUCCACUCACACUCACUGCAUAGUUUCACGAGCUUAGUCUACAUGGUAAACUGAGAAUAUUCAGUUAAUUCCUUUCUUCAGAAACCGCCACGGUUCUUUAAACAUUUCUUGGAGGCAGAACUGCUCUAGAAAUAAUCUCAAUUAGUUAAAGUAAACACGCUGUAAGUGGGUGUCAAAACUUCACUGACUGACUGAUACUGGAUUUUUGAGUCAGAUAUUGAUAUUUUUAUUAUAAGUUUUAUUACAAAAUGCAAACUAAAAUAUGUAUUUCUAUUAAGGAAACAUUUAAUUUGGUUAUCAUAGAACUGAAGAGCUGUAAUGGUAGCACUGUUUCCAAAUAACAAACAUAUUUCUAGCAUUUCUGAACUAUUUCCUCUUAUCAGCUAAAAUCAACUGAUGAUAUCGGCUUCUGCUGGGAGCAAAGAAAGGCCAUAAUAAUUUGACUUUUUGAUUUAAGCAUACCUAAUAGUGUGUUAAUCAACUGCUACUGCAUACUUAAUGUUGUCAUUUAACUAAGUCCAGUCGCUUAUUUCGUUCUUGAGUCAUGUGACUGACAGGCCAUAACCUGAUAGGCCAGCUAGAUCUGAUUGAUUCCUUCAGGUUUGACUGAUGAUCCUCAGCGGCUCGGAUGUCCAAGUUUGAAUUUUUCAUCUUGAAUUUUGGUGUCUGAAUGCAACCGAUAUCUUUAAAUCAACCUGAUUUAUUAUUAUUCUUUUAUUUUUUUCCCUAGUUGAAGUUAAAGAUAAAAACUUGACUGAACUAAAUUUGAGUAGAAUUUUGUGAAUAUUGAAAGCCUUUGAAAAAACCUUAAAUCAAGUUUUUGAAAUUGUACUCUCCUUUUGUACAUUUCAAAGGGAAUUUAAACCACAUAGAGUCAGAAAGAUGGUUUUCAAAAUAAUAUACUUCAGUGGUAUGUAAAUGUAGAAAGUAGGUAUUCACUAGUGGUUAAAUUUAAAAACAAGCUAUUCUGUUGCUUAUAAAAUCCAAAUUACUAUUGCCUUUCUUUGCUUCCAUAUUGGCCUGCCAGUAUAUCAGGCUCUACUAGCUAGUGACGUAGGUUUGCUAGUUAGCCUUUCUGAAUGUUUAAGUCUUGUUGUUCUGUAUAUGCUAAUUUAGCCUACUGACAUCCUAAAAGCGUAAAAUAUAAUCAUCACGAAUGAAAAAAGUAAGUCCUUGCCAAUUUAAAAAAAAAUUGAUAUCAGUAUUU